GAGCAGAUUCUUUUUAGGCUACAGAAAACGUUGUCAAAGGCCGGAGAAUACUUCUCGAUGUUUCCCGACUUGAGCUUCCAAAAGGAGUGCAACGAGAAAGUGCCGGUUCACCAGCGUGCUAUAUGAAGAUCGCCAGCCAGGUGUUGGGUUUCCCGCGCAGAAAUGCCAGUGCGUGCUGUGACCUCCAGGUUCAUGUACCGCGGACUCUGCACUAUCCCCGAUAUCCUGUCCUAUCGGACUCCCGUGAAGCUACCGGACGAUGAGGUAGAGGAGAUUCGCGAGGCCUUCAAGGUGUUUGACCGUGAUGGGAAUGGCUUCAUCUCCAAGCAGGAGCUGGGCAUGGCCAUGCGCUCUCUAGGCUACAUGCCCAACGAGGUGGAGCUGGAGGUCAUCAUACAGCGACUCGACAUGGACGGGGAUGGUCAGGUUGACUUUGAGGAGUUUGUCACAUUGCUGGGGCCUAAGCUUUCAGCAACAACCAUGCCGGACAAAUUUCACGGAGCGGAUUUUGACUCUGUCUUCUGGAAGUGUGACAUGCAGAAGCUGACAGUGGACGAGCUGAAGAGACUUCUCUAUGACACCUUCUGCGAUCACCUGACCAUGAAAGACAUCGAGAACAUCAUCAUGACGGAGGAGAGCCACUUGGACAGCCCGGAGUGUCAAGUGGACAUUAAUACGAGCCCCAAACACCAGAUGAAACACACAUGUGUGCGGAAAAGUCUCAUAUGUGCCUUCGCCAUCGCUUUCAUCAUCAGUGUCAUGCUUAUUGCGGCAAACCAGAUGCUCCGCAGAGGUAUGAAGUAAUCAUCAUCUCAUCAAAACAGGAAGAGGAUUGAUGUGAUACCCCCCCACACACCUAUUGGAUGACACAUACCGACCAAGUAAAAAGUCUUGAAUGUUUUUUGUGUGAAUUCAUCUCAGAACUUCCAUCAAGUCCACAAAUAAUGACUCACUCCUCAAAGAAGGCAAAAAGUCCUCA
Messenger RNA from Engraulis encrasicolus (European anchovy), 979 nucleotides. RefSeq names its product calcium binding protein 7b (gene cabp7b). The record is from RefSeq and is a predicted model, not a curated record. The coding region runs from base 163 to 804 and encodes 213 amino acids. The transcript has 5 exons. Gene Ontology annotation, cellular component: trans-Golgi network membrane. Lineage: Eukaryota; Metazoa; Chordata; Actinopteri; Clupeiformes; Engraulidae. Gene Ontology annotation, molecular function: calcium ion binding.